AUGCCCCUGCUGCCCAGCGCCAUGCGCCUGGCAGGCCUGCUCUUCUGGGCAGGCCAGACAGUGAAUGCCUUGAAGAUGCCCAAUGCUACCCUGCCCCUGGCCCGGCCCGAGAGCACAGCCUUGCGGACCCUGAGUGGCCUAGGAGUGCCCCGAUACCGCCGGAAGCGCCACAUCUCUGCCCGGGACAUGAGUGCCUUACUGGAUUAUCACAACCACAUCCGGGCCAGCGUGCACCCACCUGCUGCCAACAUGGAGUACAUGGUCUGGGACGAGCGGCUGGCCCGGUCUGCUGAGGCCUGGGCCACCCAGUGCAUCUGGGCCCACGGGCCCUCACAGCUGAUGAGAUACGUGGGCCAGAACCUCUCCAUCCACUCUGGCCGAUGCAGUCACCCUGAGCCCAGCCCAGGGGCCAUGCAGCCCCGAGGAACCUGGGCCCCUUGUAUCCUCAUAGCUUCCUCUGUCUUUGUCCGUACUCAGAUGGUGUGGGCAUCCUCCAGUCGGCUGGGCUGCGCCAUCCACACCUGUAGCAGCAUCAACGUCUGGGGCAGCACCUGGCAUCAGGCAGUGUACCUGGUCUGCAACUAUGCCAUCAAGGGCAACUGGAUCGGAGAGGCCCCAUACAAGAUGGGGAGGCCGUGUUCUGCCUGUCCCGCCAGCUACCAAGGCAUCUGCAGUAGCAACAUGUGCUUCUCUGGGCCGAAAUCCAACAGGUUCCUGUGGUUCUGAAAUUUCCCUGGGCUCUGGUGUGCCUCCGACUGGGCCCAUCCUCUAAGAUCCCUCCCCAGAGACUGGGUGGAGAAACAAUUUUUUAAAAAAGGGUAUGCACUGGGAUCACCCCACUGAAUUUUCCCUCCCGGAUUCCCUCUCCUAGAUGUCUAGCAUGUGUCAGAAGAAAAUGACCUCCUUGCCUUCCUUCUUUCCGUCGUUACAUCUUUCUUUUCUCUGGCCUGGGAAAGAGACCUGCAUCUUUCGUUAACUCAAUUCUCAGAGAGCCGGGGCUGGAAGGCGCAGUGAUGGAAGCUUGGUUUUGUGACUCCCAGCAAACCCAAAAGACUUUGUCCACACAAUGAAAGGCAUUUAUGAUGUCAUAUUUACCCUGAAACCCACCUUCAUUCAUCCAAUAACAGCCAACAAGCUUCUGGGCAGCCUUGGAGGACUCGUAGUUCCCUCCCUGAGCGGUGCACGUUUCAGAGCCAGGCUUUUAAAAAACA
This is a messenger RNA of Propithecus coquereli (Coquerel's sifaka), 1211 nucleotides long. It is a transcript of the gene R3HDML, whose product is annotated as R3H domain containing-like. The record is from RefSeq and is a predicted model, not a curated record. The transcript has 4 exons. NCBI's taxonomy places the organism in Eukaryota, Metazoa, Chordata, Mammalia, Primates, Indriidae. Bases 1 to 726 code for a protein of 241 amino acids.